Messenger RNA from Cynocephalus volans (Philippine flying lemur), 954 nucleotides. It is a transcript of the gene TNMD, whose product is annotated as tenomodulin. Bases 1 to 954 code for a protein of 317 amino acids. NCBI's taxonomy places the organism in Eukaryota, Metazoa, Chordata, Mammalia, Dermoptera, Cynocephalidae. Gene Ontology annotation, biological process: negative regulation of endothelial cell proliferation; negative regulation of angiogenesis. The transcript has 7 exons. The record is from RefSeq and is a predicted model, not a curated record.
AUGGCAAAGAAUCCUCCGGAGAACUGUGAGGACUGUCACAUUCUAAGUGCAGAAGCUUUUAAAUCCAAGAAGAUAUGUAAAUCACUUAAGAUUUGUGGACUGGUGUUUGGAAUCCUCGCUCUAACUCUAAUUGUCCUGUUUUGGGGGAGCAAGCACUUCUGGCCAGAAGCACCCAAAAAAACCUAUGACAUGGAGCACACUUUCUAUAGCAAUGGAGAGAAGAAGAAGAUUUACAUGGAAAUCGAUCCCGUGACCAGAACCGAAAUAUUUAGGAGUGGAAAUGGCACUGAUGAAACAUUGGAAGUACAUGACUUUAAAAAUGGAUACACUGGCAUCUACUUUGUAGGUCUUCAAAAAUGCUUUAUCAAAACUCAGAUCAAAGUGAUUCCUGAAUUUUCUGAACCAGAAGAGGAAAUAGAUGAGAAUGAAGAAAUUACCACAACUUUCUUUGAACAGUCAGUGAUAUGGGUCCCAGCAGAAAAGCCUAUUGAAAACCGAGACUUUCUCAAAAAUUCCAAAAUUCUGGAGAUUUGCAACAACGUAACCAUGUAUUGGAUUAAUCCCACUCUAAUAGCAGUUUCCGAAUUACAAGACUUUGAGGAGGACGGUGAAGAUCUUCACUUUCCUACCAACGAAAAAAAAGGGAUUGAACAAAAUGAGCAGUGGGUGGUCCCUCAAGUGAAGGUGGAGAAAACCCGUCACGCCAGACAAGCAAGUGAGGAAGAACUUCCAAUAAAUGACUACACUGAAAAUGGAAUAGAAUUUGACCCCAUGCUGGAUGAGAGAGGUUAUUGUUGUAUUUACUGCCGUCGAGGCAACCGCUACUGCCGCCGCGUCUGUGAGCCUUUACUAGGUUACUACCCGUAUCCAUACUGCUACCAAGGAGGCCGGGUCAUCUGUCGGGUCAUCAUGCCUUGCAACUGGUGGGUGGCUCGCAUGCUGGGGAGGGUCUAA